GUGGGCUCCGGCCGCGGCCGCUGCCGGUCGGUCCGCUGGUUGGUCGGUUAGUUGGUCGGUGGGUCAGUAGCCUGCUGCUCGUUUCUCGGCUCUCAUGUUCGGAGGUGGGGGGGACAAGUGAAAGGCCCGCACACCUGAGCUGUCCGGAGAGGAGCCCCGCACUCAGUAGGAGGAGACAAAGGACAGAAAAGGACUCAUGGCUUCUGACGCCAGUCACGUGUUAGAAGCUGCCCUGGAGCAAAUGGACGGAAUCAUCGCAGGAACUAAAACAGGGGUAGAUAUUAGCGAUGGUACCUGUGAGCCCAGACCGGCCUCCCCAGCCUCCUACAUGAACCCCUUCCCGGUGCUCCAUCUCGUCGAGGACUUGAGGCUGGCCUUGGAGAUGCUGGAGCAUCCUCAGGAGAGGGCAGCCCUCCUGAGCCAGAUCCCGGGCCCCACAGCUGCCUACAUAAAGGAGUGGUUCAAGGAGAGCUCGUCCCAGGUAAAUCACCACAGUGCUGCUGGUAAUGAAACAUACCAGGAACGCUUAGCACGUCUAGAAGGAGAUAAGGAGUCCCUCAUAUUACAGGUGAGUGUCCUCACAGACCAAGUGGAAGCCCAGGGAGAGAAGAUUCGGGACCUGGAAGUGUGUCUGGAAGGGCACCAGGUGAAACUCAAUGCUGCCGAAGAGAUGCUUCAACAGGAGCUACUAAGUCGUACAUCUCUUGAGACCCAGAAGCUCAAUCUGAUGACCGAAGUGUCUGAGCUGAAGCUCAAGCUGGUGGGCAUGGAGAAGGAACAGAAAGAGCAGGAGGAGAAGCAGAAAAAAGCAGAGGAGUUACUGCAGGAGCUCCGGCACCUCAAAAUCAAGGUGGAAGAGUUGGAAAAUGAACGGAAUCAAUAUGAGUGGAAACUAAAGGCCACCAAGGCUGAGGUAGCCCAGCUGCAAGAGCAGGUGGCCCUGAAGGAUGCAGAAAUUGAGCGUCUGCACAGCCAGCUCUCCAGGUCAGCAGCUCUGCACAGUGACCACGCAGAGAAAGACCAAGAAAUUCAACGUCUGAAAAUGGGAAUGGAAACUUUGCUUGUUGCCAACGAAGAUAAGGACCGUCGGAUAGAGGAGCUUAGUGGGCUGUUAAACCAGUACCGAAGGGUGAAUGAGAUCGUGAUGGCAACCCAAGGGCCUUCAGAAAGAACUCUCUCAAUCAAUGAGGAGGAACUGGAGGGAGGUUUCAGGAACUGGAACGCUGCAAAUAAAGGCCCCGAAGACCUAUUUAAAUCAGAGGUGUCUCCAAGAGGCAGCUCUCCCACGGCGGGGCCACCCCCACUACCACAGAAAUCACUGGAAACCAGGGCUCAGAAAAAACUCUCCUGUAGUCUUGAAGACUUGAGAAGUGAAUCUGUGGACAAGUGUGUCGGUGCGAACCAGCCCUCCCCAGUGGUAGAACCCAAGGAUGGCCCUUUCCUGGCGGAGCACAAGUACCCCACAUUACCUGGGAAGCUUCCAGGAGCCACGCCCAAUGGAGAGGCUGCGAAGUCUCCACCUACCGCCUCCCCAGUGGACCCUGCAGGGAGCAGCCCGCUGAGGCUGAACCGUGGCCGGAGUGUCAGUGCCCCUGUAUUAGGAGACACAGAAAGUGGCUGGGAUGACACUGCCAUGGCCAAUGACACAUCCCUGUCAUCGGGCACCGAGUCCAGCCCCCAGUCUCCCCUGACAUCAGAUGGUAAACGGAGUCCCAGAGGCAUCAAGAAGUUCUGGGGAAAGAUCCGAAGGACUCAGUCAGGAAACUUCAACACCGAUGCCCCAGGGGUGGCCGAGUUUCGACGAGGUGGGCUCCGGGCAACUGCAGGACCAAGACUGUCCAGGACCAGAGAUCCCAAGGCUCAGAAAAGUGACGCCAAUGCCCCCUUUGCCCAAUGGAGCACAGAGCGUGUGUGUACGUGGCUGGAGGACUUCGGCCUGGCUCAGUAUGUCAUCUUUGCGAGGCAAUGGGUGACUUCUGGCCACACAUUACUGACAGCUACCCCUCAGGACAUGGAAAAGGAGCUAGGAAUUAAGCACCCUCUUCACAGGAAAAAGCUGGUUUUAGCAGUGAAAGCCAUCAACACUAAGCAGGAGGAGAAGUCUGCACUGCUGGACCACAUUUGGGUAACACGUUGGCUUGAUGAUAUUGGCUUACCCCAGUACAAAGACCAGUUUCAUGAAUCCAGAGUCGAUGGGCGGAUGCUGCAGUACCUGACGGUGAAUGAUCUACUCUUCCUAAAAGUCACCAGCCAACUACAUCAUCUCAGCAUCAAAUGUGCCAUUCACGUGCUGCAUGUCAACAAGUUCAAUCCUCACUGCCUGCACCGGCGGCCGGCUGAUGAGAGUAACCUCUCCCCUUCAGAGGUUGUACAGUGGUCCAACCACAGGGUGAUGGAGUGGCUGCGGUCUGUGGACCUGGCGGAGUACGCGCCCAACCUUCGUGGGAGUGGCGUCCACGGAGGUCUCAUUAUUCUAGAGCCACGCUUCACAGGGGACACCCUGGCCAUGCUUCUCAACAUCCCACCACAAAAAACGCUCCUCAGACGUCACCUGACCACCAAAUUCAACGCCUUGAUUGGCCCUGAGGCUGAGCAGGAGAAGCGAGAGAGAAUGACCUCACCUGCUUACACACCACUGACCACAACAGCCAAAGUCCGGCCAAGGAAGCUGGGAUUUUCACAUUUUGGAAACAUAAGAAAAAAGAAGUUUGAUGAAUCGACGGACUACAUUUGCCCAAUGGAGCCCAGCAACAGUGUCGGUGAUGGUCACAGGGCCUACAGUGGCACCCGGGGCCUCAGCACACUUGAUGCCCCUGAACUGGACGGGUUGGACCAGAUGGCACCUUCGGAAGGCACCGUGACGCAGAUAGGGCUCCUCUCCCAAGACAUUCACCGCCUCACGACGAUGCUGAGCCAGGACCAGCUGCUGACCGACUCCCACCUGGCCACUCCCAGAUCUGAGGACUGGAGAUGACUCUCUUCAUGGCUGGCAGCCCAGAGAGGCACGUGUGUGGGUCCCGAGUCUGCUUCGAUGGGAAGCUGGCCCAUGGCCACCCACAGAGCCCAGACUGGGCCCCAGGGCAUCUCCGACGUGGGUGCUGACAGGACAAUGCGAGGCUGUGGAACAAAUGUCCACGAGGUGGCCCACAGGUUUUCAACUGUGCUGUGCUCUCCACCACAGCUUUUGUACCUUUUGUACUUUAUACGUGGACUGUAGAGCGCUUUUGCAGGGAGGGCAGUGAGAUGCCCACACACACUCUGACUCACGCCAUCCCUAGCGACAGCCGGGAGCUCUUACACCAAAGGGGAAGGGCUGUGAGUCACAAAAGCUUUGCUGUAAAAAAAAAAAUUCUGAAUGUUCUGAGCUGGCUGAAGUGGUAGGAAGCCCCCUCCCGGGCUGCUUCCAUAUGGAAGCUUGUAGUGCAUUUCCGUUCCCAGGAAUCUGGCUGGAGCGCCAGCAGGGAAGGAGUGAUGGACUCCCUUGACAAGGCUGCCAUUUUCUGCAGUGGUGUCUGAGGUUUUCAGGGCUGCGAGGCCUCCCAGCAUCUGAGCAGACAUCUCUGCGGCCUUUCCCUCGUCCGCCUCAGAGGCAAUUUAUCUGAUCAAACAGCUUUCCUUGAGUGGAAAGGCCCUUUCCACUGCAAGACAUCUCAGGUAUGUCCUACCUCAGGGAGAGGCACCUGCUUAGCGGUCACACAGUCACCCUCCCAACCAGCCUUCCCCCUGAGCAAUGGCCCCAACUCCUCCCUCUAGCGGCUCUAGCUCUGGCCUCAUCUCUCUAACUUCCUCAGGGGAGUCUCCCACUGGGUCCCUCACCCUUCCUUUCCAGUUGGUCCCCUCUGGGUGUUCUCUACACCAUCCCUGGAGGGAACUUCCCAAAGCACUAUUUUCAUCCUACUAAGAACUCAGUUCCACAACCACCAGGGAUUAGCAUUCAAAAGCCUUAGCACCCAAGACCCCUCUGAGUCUUCAGCGUUCAUGAACCCAUGCUCUAGCCUUUGCUCCUACCUUUCCCUCACCAGAAUGUAUUUUUCUCCUACUCCCUGUCACAAGGCUGGCUCCUGUCUGCUGAGGUUCAGGUCAGCCCCAGCCUCUUUCAGGAAGCUUUCACUGAGGGUUGGCGGUCUCCAUCCCAUGGUGCAGUCUGACCUGAGCACUUCCUGGCUCUCCUUGAAGUAGUGUGUAACCUUUCUCCACCCAUACUCAACACAAACUCACUGAGCACCUGUGUGGACAGGUUCCUGUACAGACAAGAGUAAGACCCUUCCCCAUCUGCUCAUUCCCUCAUAUGUGCAGGUUAAAUACCUUCCAUUCUGGGCCAAGGAGCACUGGGCUUACAGGGAUGAAUGUCAAGGUCUUUCCCUGGGGGUGUGGAUGGUCCAGUGUGGGAGUAUGCGUCUUCUUCAGACAAAAGCAUGUGCUGAAUGCUACAGAUACUCCAAUAGAAGUGUCUACAGCCCCAAAGAGCAAACUGUCAUUGUUAACAGAGGGCUGGGGAGGGGGACUGAAAAGGCUCCAAGGAAGAGGUGAUACUUGAAUUUUGAAAGCUGAAUCGGAGUCAAGUAUGCCAGAGGGGAAAGGCACUCCAGGCAGAUGGACCUGAACCAUCCCAGCAUGGCCAAGGAAGUACCUGAAGUUGGUAUGACAAGAGCAGAGCUUCUUGACCCCUGCAUUGCUGUCAUUCGGGGCUGGUAAGUCACUGCUGGGGCCAUCCUGUGUGCUCUAGGAUGUUUAGCAGCAUCCUUGGUCUCUCCCUCUAGAUGCCAAUAGCUCCCCUCUAGUUGAGGACCACUGGGCCAGAGAACUGGGUCAGAGAAGGAGGCCCAAGGAAGGAAGGAUCUGGUGAGGUCAGCUGGAGCCCAGAUCAAGAAAGGCUUGG
This is a messenger RNA of Odocoileus virginianus texanus, 4879 nucleotides long. RefSeq names its product PPFIA binding protein 2 (gene PPFIBP2). Gene Ontology annotation, molecular function: protein binding. The record is from RefSeq and is a predicted model, not a curated record. NCBI's taxonomy places the organism in Eukaryota, Metazoa, Chordata, Mammalia, Artiodactyla, Cervidae. Gene Ontology annotation, cellular component: presynaptic active zone. Gene Ontology annotation, biological process: neuromuscular junction development.